AUGGACCACAAUCUCCUCGUAUCGGAGCUUCAAGCUUUGAUAGUCGAAACCAAACGUCGGAAUCCAGAUGUGAGAGAUGCAAGUGAAGCCGCUCUGGAACUCUUGAAAGGAGGUACAAUACCUAAAGACAAGCUACAUGAAAAUGCAGACGUCCUGUUGGAACCGAUAACAAAAGGAUGCAAGACCAAAGUAGCUAAAGUGAUAGGAAUUAGCAUAGCGGCUUUACAGAGAUUGGUAGCAUUAGGCGGUGUACCGACAAGCAAACUUCCUGAUGUUCUCCAAACAUUGUCAAGCGUAUCCAAUCAAGCUGUAGAUAUCCAACUGAAGAUCUUGCAAACCCUCUUAUCGAUCUUGACGUAUAAUCAAGAUGUACAUGAUGAAGUGUUGGGUAACGCUCUUCUACUAUGCUUCAAGUUGCAAGAAUCUCGCGUAUCGGUAGUAUCUUCGACGGCAGCUGCCACCCUUCGUCAAGCAGUGAUGCUGAUAUUCGAUCGACUAUCUUCGCCUCCUGAUCCUUCUGAUACCCCGUCCAUCCCCUUAAUUCUACCUACAGAUCCAGUAACAGAAUCAUCCGUUUCACCAUCCGCCAAUGACGCUUAUAACAUUUUCUCCGAUCUUUGUCUCUUGACUGCUUCGGCAGGAGGGAGCGGUGGAUUACAUCUGUGGGGAAACAGCGAGAAAGAGGUGAAACCGAGUUUGUUGAAACUGCAUAAUCUGAAUAAGACGUUUGGGCUGGAGUUGAUAGAAAGUAUCCUGAGUGGAUAUGAGGAAUCUGUCAAGAAGCAACCAGAACUCCUAUUCUUACUUCAAUACUCUCUCGAUCCCUUAUUGCUCAAAUUACUAUCCGAAAAACCAUCUUUCCCUAUAGCGCUGCGAGUAUGCAGGUUGAUCUUCCUGCUCAUCAAAUCGUUCACCGAUCAAUUGCCCGAACAGGUGGAAGUCUACUUGACGACGUUGAUCAAGAUGGGUAUGGGCGAGCAUGAACCUCAUGAGAGAGACGUACAUCAUGGGUGGUUGAGGGUAUUGGCUUUGGAGGUUAUAAGAGGAAUAUGUGGUGAUACUGUACUCCUGCAAAAUGUCUACUCACACUACGACUCCAUCGAGAACUCUACUUCUUCCAAACUGUACAACAAGAUAGUCACUUCGUUAUCCCGCCUAAUCAAUGAGAAACCAGUGUUGCUAGGUAUAGGAUCUCAGAUGCAUGGCCUUGGCGUACUACACACGGACCCUACCAGUCCCGGCACCAAUCCCCAUGCGAGCUAUCUGGAUCUAGGUAUUGGUAUGGUCAGUUCUGCUGCGACCGCUGGAGUGAAUACGAUGAAUGCGAUGAUGGGUGGUCAGGGUGGGGGGUUGAGCGCUGCGUCUGGAGUCAAAUUGAGAUUAAUCGAACAGCAUGACAAAGCGGAAGCACCCCUUGUUCCAGACACUUACAUCUACUUGCUCGCCCUGCAAUCCCUUGACGCCAUUGCCAAUGGCAUCUACAUUUCUGUAGCCAGCUCCGCUACACCCAUCGAACCUAUCAAGGCUAUGGCUUCUUCCGCUUGGCCUGCCUUACUCGCAGCUCUAUCGUACACUAUGGGCACCAACCUCUCCGAUCAGCUAUUUGCCGACGUCUUAACAUCUCUACAAGACUUCACGGUUGCUUGUGGGUUGCUGGACCUAAAGACGCCCCGAGACGCAUUUCUGAGUAUUCUUGGAAAAUACGCAGUACCUCCUCCAGUCGUCUCAGCAAUGCAAUCUUACAUGGAAAAUCCAAAUCCCGCUCGAAAUUCCAGUGUGAUAUCCGCCGACGCUCUUGGCUUUUCAGCUCUGGGUGUAGGUGGUCCUUCAGGUCCUCCUAGCUUGUCGGAACGGAAUCUAGCCUGUCUACGAAGCACAGUCAAUACAGCUCGAGUACUUGGACCCUCAUUGGGCAAAGCGUGGCAUGACGUCCUGGAGAUAUUGCAGAAUGCGAAUUUCCUCCUUGCUGCUCGGAAGCCUUCCAUGGGCAGGAGACCGACAGUACCUGGUGGCUCACCUAGUAAUCCCAUGUCACCCGGUACACCUCGGCCAUCUGGAAAAAUGAGCGAGAAUAAACCGGAUAUCUUACAAGAUCUCGAUCCGGAAUCCAUACAACUUUUGAUCAAUGCUUUAUUCGACUCAUCAAGGGAUCUACCGGAUGAAGCUUUUACGACUUUCGUGACUGCUCUUUGUCAGCUCAGCUCCGAGAUGAUCGGUAUGAAUGCCUCAAACCCCAUGUCGUCAGAUUUAGGCGACUAUUCAGCUCCUUCAACGCCUAAUAUGGCACUAUCGCCUUCUCAAGAUCCACAGCGGAGAAGGACAAGUGGGAUAAACAUAUCGCACAGUAUCAAGUCGGGCGAACGGUCAUUCAGUCUGAAUAAGCUCAGAGUGGUGUCAACGCUGAAUUUGAAUCGAAUAAUAACGCAAGAACCAGAGGUAGGGUGGACAGUGGUCACUCAGCAUCUGCUGGCUGUUGCAAGGCAUCUCACUGCACCCGCCACAAUACGUACUCAAGCUUCCGAUACCCUCGGUGAAUUGCUUUUGGCGGCUGUCAGGAUAGGUAAAGAAGAUCGAAUCCAACAUCAGAUUUUUGACGUUCUGGUGAAACAGGUAGACGUCCACCCUGUCAGUAACACCAUCUCGACCGAUUACGAAGUGCGUUCAGCAGGAUAUCAAACCUUGAAUCAGAUACUGGAAUCAUCCGGUCAUUCAUUGUCUGUAGGCUGGUCAACAAUUUUCGGAAUGCUGGAUUCGAUAUGUCAAGAUAAGGAUCAAGAGAUACUCUCCUUCCCGUUCAAUAACCCACAACCACCCGAAACUCCUAUUUCACCUGUAUCCGAAUUCCGUCGACCGUCGAUGAUGCAUUCCAAAGGAAACGCCAAUUUGGUCAGAAUAGCUUUCCCGUCACUGCAAUUGAUCUGUACGGACUUCUUAUCGUCCCUAGAUAAGGAAGCAAUGAAAGGUUGUAUAACCUGUCUGGGGCAUUUCGGUCAACAAAUUGACGAUGUCAAUAUCACUCUCGCCGCUGUAGGAUUGCUAUGGACUGUAUCUGAUGCGGUUCAAACUCAACUUCAAGAUGACUCGAAGGAAUUGUGGUUAUACCUCUUAACGGAACUACUAGAACUGAGUAAAGAUCCGAGAUUGGAAGUGACGAACAGUGCGAUGCAAACUCUAUUUAGAUGUGUGGAAUUAUACGGGUCAAAUCUGUCUUCAACAUUAUGGCAAAGUGUAUUCGAACAAGUGAUCCACCCAUUGAUGGAUUCGACCGAAGGUGACGAAUCUUCAAUAUUGGCUUUGACUUCGAUUGGAAACAUAUUCGGAAACUUCCUAAAGCAGAUCAAUCAGCUAUCAACCUUCCAAGAGAUAUAUCAGAAAUUCUUAGAUAGGGUAAAGAAAGCUUGGGAAAUUGAACCUAGAAAUUGUGCCACAGCGGGAUUGAAAGCCCUCGAAAGAGUACUGGUAUCACUCAAAUUGAGCGAUGGUCAAGCUUUUGGUGGGAAUAGGGAUCUGAUCGUGGAACACACCUGGAAGACGUUCUUGGACAUUGGAACGAGUUUUACGGAGAGUGAUAAUUCGUAUACACAAGAAAACCUGAUAAAUUUGGUGAAAGUUGGAUCACUAUUACAUGAUCAAUUGCCAUCAUCUUCAUCAAGCUCGCCAAAAUUGAAUGAACUAUCGAAUAUCUUGAGAUCGAUAAUGACAUAUACGAAAUCAACGGAUUAUCGACCCGAUAUCGAUACGUUGUCACCCUUACAGUCAUCGGUCUCGACUUUGAUCUCCGAUUCACAGCGAUUCUCGACAAGUCAGCAAUUGAACGAUUUAGCUGAAUUUGCAUCUUUGGCGUACUUCAGUGCGGGUGAACCGUCAAGUGCGACUGGGACAGGGACGAGCACGGGGGUAAAAGUGACUUAUGUGGGAUUGACGAAAUGGUCUAUGCCUAAGAUGGUCGACAUACUAGGUGAAAAUCGGAGUAGCCCAAAGGGAAAAGGAAAGGAGAUUUAUGAGGAUGGGACGAUGGAGAACGUCCUAGGUGCAUAUUCGAUACCAAUCAAAUUGAAAUACGAUUGUCCGCCCGCCAAUAAGUUUGGUGAAGAUCCACCUUUAUGGAAGACUGCCAUGACAACAUUCGUAGCUGUCCUGGAUAUAGUGAUGGCUACCCUUGACGUAGAGGAAAUAUCGGUCGAGCGGUUCGAGGCUAUUUGGUCUCAGAUAAUGGAGAUUUUCAGUGGGGUGUUACUGGCGGAUAGUUCUGAAGAUGUUACAUCAGACGACGAAACAUUCGUGAUAGCUCAUCUCGUACAUUUACGAUCUGUCAUUUUACCCCGAUUGGGUGAUCCACGAAUACCAGAUCGAAUCAUCGUUCAGCUCUCGGAAGCUCUGCGCAAGGCAUCUGUAUUGUAUCAUUAUGACGUUCGUGUCAAUGGAGGGACCACUGCGCCUGGUAUACCCGAAACACAAGAGGAGCUGAGGUAUUGGUCAUUGGACUUACUUGUGUCACUAUCGACGAAAAGGGAAGUUGACGCUGAACAGCAGACGAGAGUCGCGGUAUUGGCUGUUCCUGCUUUGAUGAAAAGAUUCAGAGAGAGCUUGACUAGAUGGCUGGACGAUAGAAAGCUGAGAGGAAAUCUUCCUUUCGGUCGUAUACGUGAAGAAGAGAUUUUGUUCGUACUCCGACAUCUCGCUACUAUGCGAGUUUAUGAGGGCAGUCUCAAGUCAGAUAAUCAAGCCUCAGAAACGCUCUCAGCAAUAUACAAGACAUCCUCCCGAUCCCACUUGUUCCACUUAUAUCCCUUAUUAUUACAGUUCAGCUUCUUAUCCCACACUCCAUCGAUGUGGAUCUUCCCCUCUGAGCAUUCUCAGCUAUUCGGCUUAUCGCCUCGCGAGUCUCAAGAGGAACCGGAGUCAUCGCCCGUAAGAGGAGAAGAAAGACAUGAAGAUGAGGAACAACAGAUGAAUGCGGGUGAUGGAGGAGAUCUUAUAGAGGUUAGUGCGGGUCAGUUGGCGAGGAGAUGUUUGGAGUUGAUAGGUAAAGAGUCGGGCAUGGCCGUAUAA
Kwoniella mangroviensis CBS 8507 is the source of this 5052-nucleotide messenger RNA. RefSeq lists its product as uncharacterized. The transcript is spliced from 15 exons. Bases 1 to 5052 code for a protein of 1683 amino acids. Lineage: Eukaryota; Fungi; Basidiomycota; Tremellomycetes; Tremellales; Cryptococcaceae. The record is from RefSeq and is a predicted model, not a curated record.